Rubroshorea leprosula is the source of this 1161-nucleotide messenger RNA. NCBI's taxonomy places the organism in Eukaryota, Viridiplantae, Streptophyta, Magnoliopsida, Malvales, Dipterocarpaceae. The record is from the annotation of a GenBank genome assembly.
GUAAUAAUAAUCUCAUUCAUCAAAAUCGCCGAGGCACAGUCCUGUAUUGCUUCGUCUUCUUCCCUCUAGUACGCUACAGAACCAGACCAAAUCUGUAAAGGAACAGAACAGAUAGCCCGUUACUUCCCACGAAAUUGCGCAUGAAAUUCCAUUUUACGCGCGCAGUUUCAGCAUAAAGUUUGGGUUUUGUUCAAAAUGGAGCCUGUGCCUAAAGGGCAAGAACCCCCUUCAUGGGAUGAACUCUACAAUAUCGAUUUGAUGCCAUCAGAGUUGUUCCUCAAGUUUAGAAAAGAAAUCGAGGGGUUUCGGAUUGGUGUCAAUUUAGAGUUCUACAAUGCUCCCACCAAUGAUUUCCAAACGAAGCUUGUGUUGAAGCCUUUAUCCCCUGAUAGAAGGUGGAAAUUUGUAUGUAAGCCAAUUCAGUCAGAGGUGGGGGUUCUUUCGAAAAAGAUCCCUCUUGCCAAAUUUCUUAAUCUUCAGGUUGGUAUGGAUCAUAACUUUAAACUGAAUGCAAUUGGAUGGAAAUGGAAGCUUACCACCUGUUUUGGCGGGGAUGGGAUAUCCCGAAUACGGAACAAGACAACACUUGGCUUGUUUCCUGGCAUGGAUUUGCGAUUUUGUUGGAGAGCUGAUUAUGUUCUUCCAGAAAUUACCGGGGGUGUUGGUACGGAUGAACCGUUAUUCAAUAUGUACUCAGGACGGUUGCAAGCAUCACUAGAUAGAGUUGAGGCCAUUCUGACCCAUCCGUCAUGAUUUGUGGUCAAAAGAAAAAGACCAGGAUCAGCUGGAAACUUGAAUUGGGUGGUACUGUACUGGACAUGUGUGGAACUGAGUGGCAUAUUUGAUGAGAUGAGUUUGCUUACUAAAUCUCAUGUGAUACUUAUUUUAUAUGAUCAAAUCACAAAGUUCUGUGCUUUGAUUUGAUCCCUUGAUGUCCAAGCAUAUUCAUUUACCAAACUUUCUUAGAACAUCAGCUUUUCUUGUUGUUCCUGUUGUUCACUGGAAGGCUUUCUUUGCCGUUGAAAUCAUUUCUAAAGGCAUCUUGCUAGGUACUGGCUCUUUCUUGGAUUCUUUUGUUGCACCUUAUAGCGGUGGAGUCAUGCUUUACUGUUUUAAUUUGGUGUACUUUGUGAAGUAUCAAAAUACAAACUAAACAAAAUU